AUGACUCAAGCAGUAUGGAAGUCGCCUUUGUUACCUGUUUUGGUUCAAGCAACGCCAUCCCAGCCAGACUCUCCUCAAGUUCACCCUAUUGGGAGCGGCGAGCGCUUCAAAGUUGAUAUCCUCCGAUAUUUGAGUGCAUACGAGAAACGAUUGAGAGGACUGACUACGCAACUUCGGGACUAUGAUUUCUCAAGUAUCAGAGCCGCGUUCAUUGGAAGUGCACCAUCACGACAGAAGCCCGCUGCAGUUAGCCCUUCGGUAACCUCCUUUGGGUGGCUAGGAUUGAGGGAGUCAGUGCUUGCAUCCCAUUCGGCAACAGCGGUAGCCAACUCCGGUGAACAGUCACCCUCCUCGACGCAAGCCUCAUCUUUCUUCGCCAAACGUGAGUCCAACGUAGGAAAGUCGCGAACUCCUAAGUACAGUGUCAUCUUCCCAACUCCAGAGGAAAUCCGGGGUUCUCUUGACGGCUACGCAUCUGGUGGGUCAAUUCAUUGGAAACUUCAAUCAGCGCAGCAGCAGAAACAACUGGAGUAUAUGCAUCCGAUGCUAUGCCACUGGAGUCACGCGUCUUCUUCGUCCUCGAAUGGUCCAGCAAGACAGGAAGCGCAUCGUGGCUCUGCGGCGCCACAUAUCAAAACAUACAUACGUUUCAGUGACGAAGAGCACAAGACUAUCGACUGGGCAAUGGUGACGAGCGCAAACCUGAGCAAGCAAGCGUGGGGCGAUGUGGUGAACAAGAAGGAUGAGAUCUGGAUACAGUCGUGGGAGGUAGGGGUUGUUGUCUGGCCUGCUUUGUGUGCUCAGACACAGGAGGAAGUCAUCAUGGUUCCUGUUUUUGGGGAGGAUAUGCCUGGUCCUGAGAGUCUCAAUGCUCUUGAUGAUAGUAGCAGCGGAACGGCAGCUGAAGAGAAGAAGACGACAGUCGUGGGUUGCCGCAUGGCAUACGACUUACCACUUCGUUCUUAUACGGCUGAUGAGAGGCCUUGGUGUGCUACUAUGCAAUACAUGGAGCCAGACAGAGAGGGGCACGCCUGGGCCGGCUAUGGACGUUGA
Alternaria conjuncta is the source of this 1053-nucleotide messenger RNA. RefSeq lists its product as uncharacterized. Gene Ontology annotation, biological process: double-strand break repair; single strand break repair. Gene Ontology annotation, cellular component: nucleus. Gene Ontology annotation, molecular function: double-stranded DNA binding; 3'-tyrosyl-DNA phosphodiesterase activity; single-stranded DNA binding. NCBI's taxonomy places the organism in Eukaryota, Fungi, Ascomycota, Dothideomycetes, Pleosporales, Pleosporaceae. The record is from RefSeq and is a predicted model, not a curated record. Bases 1 to 1053 code for a protein of 350 amino acids. The transcript is spliced from 2 exons.